This is a messenger RNA of Macrobrachium nipponense, 5838 nucleotides long. RefSeq lists its product as uncharacterized. The record is from RefSeq and is a predicted model, not a curated record. Gene Ontology annotation, biological process: regulation of gene expression; chromatin remodeling. Gene Ontology annotation, molecular function: histone H3K9 demethylase activity. NCBI's taxonomy places the organism in Eukaryota, Metazoa, Arthropoda, Malacostraca, Decapoda, Palaemonidae. The coding region runs from base 115 to 3930 and encodes 1271 amino acids. The transcript has 10 exons. Gene Ontology annotation, cellular component: nucleus; chromatin.
GCCAUUACUGGAACGUAGACUUAGCAAACUGCUGUGUGACCGGAGACGUGUUAUUAUUUUGUGACGUUCCUUAUUAAGUGUUACCAUGAAAUAAUUUUGCGCUAAAAAUUCACGAUGGCAGGUGAGUGGACGACGCCGCGCCCUUCCCAAGUGCAAAAGAAAUCAAAGAUGGGUGAUCAUCCCAAGAUCAUGGUCUUCCGGCCAACUUGGGAUGAAUUUAAGGACUUUAAAACUUACAUCGAGUACAUUGAGUCGCAAGGAGCUCCGAAAGCUGGUCUAGCUAAAAUUAUUCCUCCCCCUGAGUGGUGUCCCCGCAAACAAGGGUAUGACUUGGAAUCCCUGGAUUUGACCAUUCCUGCGCCCAUCUGCCAGGUGGUAACUGGCAAGCAGGGUCUUUAUCAACAGAUCAACAUACAGAAGAAAGCCAUGACGGUUCGAGAGUUCAGCAAACUAGCAAAUAGUGACAGGUACCGUACUCCAAGGCACACCUCGUUUGAAGAUCUCGAGAGGAAGUACUGGAAGAACAUCACCUAUGUUUCCCCCAUAUAUGGAGCCGAUGUUUCUGGCAGCAUCACAGACGAGGAUGUUGAUGAAUGGAAUAUUAAUCGGUUGGGUUCCAUAUUGGACUAUGUGAAUGAAGACUACGGAAUCAGUAUUGAAGGUGUCAACACAGCCUAUCUCUACUUUGGUAUGUGGAAGACAACUUUUGCUUGGCACACAGAAGAUAUGGACCUAUACAGUAUCAACUAUUUACAUUUUGGAGCCCCCAAGACAUGGUACUCCAUCCCUCCAGAACACGGACGAAGACUUGAGAGAUUGGCAAAUGGUUUCUUCCCCAACUCCUUCAAAGCAUGUCCUGCCUACCUACGGCACAAGAUGACGCUGAUGUCUCCACAGAUCCUUAAACAGUAUUCUAUUCCUUUCAAUAAGAUCACUCAGGAGGCUGGAGAAAUCAUGAUCACCUUUCCUUAUGGUUAUCAUGCUGGAUUCAAUCACGGCUUUAAUUGUGCUGAAUCAACUAACUUUGCCAUGCCAAGAUGGGUAGAGUAUGGCAAACGUGCUACGCAGUGCCAAUGUCGUGGGGAUAUGGUCAAGAUAUCGAUGGACACGUUUGUCAAACGAUUCCAGCCCGAGAGGUAUGAACUUUGGAUUGCUGGCAAAGAUGUUGGACCCCACCCCGAAGAUCCGACUAAAUCGACUGCAGCAGCUCAGCCGUCAAUUAAUGACAUACUGUGUAAUAAGAAGAACGAGCUGCCGUCUCCAAUGCUAGAAGAAUUGCUCAACCAAUCUCCUAAGAAGAAGCCAAAACGACACCCUAUACACCAGAACAAGAAUGAAGAGGAGUUGAACUUGACAGGCGAAGAAGUGGAUGAGGAACUUGUGCAAGUCCUGGACGACAUCUAUGCAAAGGCUGGGGAGUCAUAUUCUGAAUCUGUCUCCCCUGUGCCUUUCAACUCGCUGAAACGACCUAUGCCUGGGACAUCUGGAUAUUUUGCUAAGAAGAAAAAGCACACUGAUGCAGAAAAGGGGGGAAUACCAUCUGCCAUGGCUCGAUCAGUCACUCCCAAAAUUGAGUGUCUGGACGGAGAUAGUGAGGAGGAGGAGGUGGAUGAUGAAAAUGCUUUGCAGGAGGAACUGAGCAAAGCUCUUUCAGACAUCGAGGGUCUCAUACCUAUGCAACAGAAUGAACUUGAUGAGGAAUUUCCAGCUUUUAAAACUUCCAGUUUGUUGAAGUCAUUCAGGAUGAAGAAGGCAAAAGGUUCAAAAGAUUUCAAGAAAAGCAGCAAAAGUAGUGAACCUCAGUCAGAGAGAGCAGAAGGAAAAGUGAAAGGAGUAAGCAGUCAAGAAAUCAAGUCAGAGCCGGCUUCGGAAAGUUCACAGAUGAAAACUGAAAUGGAUCACAAGGAUGUUGGCAGUGUACAAGAACAGAUGAACAAUCUUCCUUCACCAAGUACAAAAAUCAAGCCAGUUUCUCAUUCAGCAGGUGGCAUGCAAGUAAAACAGACUCCACAACCAAUACCAAAUAUACAGAUGAAAGUAGCAUCUGCCUCAUCUAGUAAUGCAGCGAACAAGCAGGUUCCUCAGCAUAUGGGACGUGUUCCAGUGAAGCAGGUAGUUAAUUCCCCAGGACCUCGUAUGAAUGAAUUUCAGCCGAUAAGAAGUUCCCCCACAAAAACUAACCAUCAGACUCCUGGAAGAUAUCAGAAUAAGCCAAAUACAAAAGUUGCCCCCUUUGCACCUAGACCGAUUGGAAGGCCGCGAAAUGUGCAGCCAAGUCAGGAGGCAGGGAAAAUUACUUUUAAGGCAGCAAAUUCUAAAAACUCUGGAAUGAGUGAAUCAGACUUGCUGCUGGAAAAACUGAGAUUAGCUGGUACAACUAUUUCAGUGCCUGCAAGUAGAGGAGCUGUAGGCAAACAAAAUGUAAAAAUGGUACCGAAAGUUAAUCCAAUUAAUGCAAAUACUGCCAAUGAAUUGGCACGUUUAAAGAGGAGAGGAGUUGGUGCAACUUUCACAGCAACAAGAGUGGAGAGAACUGUACCCACGGUAGCUGCCAGGAUGAUGCUGCCUUCCAAGAGCUCUGUUGUGGUAGGAUACAGAGAGAUGUUGCCAAGUGGGCCACGUGGUCCUCGUCCUAAAAUGGAGUGCACCAAGGGUUCUCCAGGUGUACCGCUCGUCCAGAUUAAUCCUGCGAGUUCACAGCAGCGCAUAGCACCAAAGAUGACUCCACAGAUGUCACUCAGUCCACAGGGAAGAAGUGGUCCAGGUACUAAACAGUGGGUACAAGGUUCCCCUAAUGCAGGCAAGAAUUUAAUUACUAAAGUGGAUAGGCACCAAAGUAAUCCCGGUGCUGUUAUAAAACCACAGGUUGCAGUCAAGAUGUCAAAUGGGACCAUCAAGAGUAAUAAUGAAGAGGAUGAAAUUGAAAUCCUUGAAGAGAGGUUAAGCCCUCAAAGACUAAGAUUGUCUUCUGAAGGGAGUAAUGCAGAAGAGGAUUCCAGAGAGUCUUCUGGCAAUCUUGACCAAGAUGCUCUCAAAGAAGCUGUCACCUCAGAAGAUGAAGAAUCUCAUAAAUCAGAUACCCCGAUAAAAGAGUCGGCACUAGAGAUACAAAGUGAAGAUUUCAAUUCUUCCCAACCACCACCUGCUUCUUAUUCUCGAACACCAUCCCCAUCCUCAUCUCCAGUUUCUCCUUCACCAUUUUCUUAUGUUGACGUCAACGUUGAGCCAUCGCAGAAUAUGCACCUAGCCCGCUCUAAAAAGCGUGAAGCUUCAAUGCCUGGUCAUCAGUCUUGUGAAAUCCAAGAUAAAGCAGAAACUAUGGUAGGUAAAGAGCUGCCUUUUCAAGGUAUGGAAGCUGAAGAGCAUCUGUUGCAUGGUAUGGAAAGUAUGGAAGAUGAAGAGCUUCAUUAUGAAGGUAUGGAAGCUGAAGAGCAACCAUUGCCAGAUACAGAAGCUAAAGAGUUUCCUUUGCACGGUAUAGAUGCUGAAGGGCUUCCUUUACAGGGCAUGGAAGCCGAGGAAUUUCCUUUGCAAGGCAUGGAAACUGAGGAGCCUCUGGUGCAAGGUGCAGAGGCAAAGCAGUUUCAUUCCCAGAGUAUUACUGAAAUGGAGCAGCCACUCCCUCAAGAGGCAGCUGUAGUUGGAGGAAGUGUGCCAGAAGUUGCGGGGAAUGAAAAUAUGCACAGCAGUAAAGAAAUCCAUCCAGUGACCCCUGUAACCUCUGUAUCUUCAUUACAUACGUCCAUUGUACCAGAGCAUGUGCAGGAAGGAACUUCAGCGCACAUGCCACAUCAUGAAAUGGCUUCAGAUGCCCCAUUCAUUGAAUCACACGAGUUGGUUCCACAGACACAGAAUGCACAGCCACCCGUGCAUAUGUUCUCUCAUAAUGAUGAUGUACAAGGGGGUCAGAUGGAGGCUGUUUUAAGAUAGAGGAGAGCACAGCCCAAUCAAAGUCGUACAAAUAGAUAUUAGUGUUUAAUACUGAUGAUUAUAAUUUGAGAUAGAGACUUCUACAUAUUAAUUUCUGGACUUCCUUUAUAAAAAAAGAUGGAUAUAUAUAUAGGUAUGUACAUAUUUAAGGUAUUUUUGUGUAGGAUUUGUUGCGUAAACUACAUGAUAGGAUAUUCGAUUUUGCAAAAGGAAAACUUCAACACUGCAUAAUGACUGGAAUUUUGAAAAAAUUUCUGCCAAUUUUUUUCAGUGAUUAAAAUUUCUGCCAGUUUUUUUCAGUGAUAAAAAUAUAACAGUAAUUGGUAUAUUAUCUUCCACAUAAAAAUGGGCUAUAUUUGGUGGUCAUUGUGUGGACAUAGUUUUGAAAUGUUAGAUAUGUUUACAAUUGAAGAUUACCUUAGAUUUGUGAUUGUUUUUAUGUUUCAAACUUGUAGAAAGGGUAUCUUAAUGUUUGAGGAAGUGUAGUGUGUGUCUAGAAUUAAUGUCAAGACAUUUUUUUUUUUUUUCAUCUUGGAUGUGUUACUGUAUGUAGUAUCCAAGGAUGCGUCACAUCUGCGUGUUGAUUAGGGUACCCUUUAAGAUAUCUUUUAUGAUUUGUCUAUUUAUAAGAGGUUUAAACAUUACUCCCCCUGUUCCCAUUGCACCUCCACCAACAUUUGUUAUUCUUCCAAUUCCUUUCUUAUCUUUCAGACCAUUACCUUUUCAUUUUCACAUCCAGUAAUGUUAUCUGUAGUUCACCUUAAUUUUUUUUUUCUUUUGCUUAUGAAAAAGGAAUGCUUGUACUGAUCUCAUAUUUGAAACAUAGACUAUUAAGUUUAACUUUUCCCUGGUUCCAGAUAACAAAGUUCUUGGAAAAUCAAGGAGCAGACUUGAAAGCAAAGCAAAAAAAAAGGGCAUGUGUCAAACCCUGUUUUUGCAGCUUAUUACUCUGCCCCUUGUUUUUCCACUCCAUAUACCUUUUACGGUUGCACACAUUGACCUGCUAUGAUUCCAGGAGCAACAUUUUUUAAAAAGAGAGAAUUGUUGUUAUAUUUUCACGAAUACUGUACACUUGCGGAUUGAAUCAACCAACUUGAGCGGUUUUCUCCUCAUCUGAAUGUACCUGUAAAUUAUCAUUUCAUGUUUAUAGCAUCACAUCCCUAUUCUAUUUAUAGCUUGUCAUUCGGCCACUAGCCUAGUGUACAUUGACUAGUAGAGUGUCCACAUCACCAUUAACUGGUGCCCAUGUAUUGGCACUUGACAUCAUAGUCACCAAAAUCAUGCAGUAUGUACAUAAUAUUUGCCUUUAUGUUUAAUUGAAAGUAUAGUUAUUUUGCAUAAGAGUUAACAAUCAUUUCAUCAUAUGUUUUUUUCAUUCAUUUCAUCAUAUAUUUUUUUUUUUAUAAUUCCUUUCAUUCAUCUCAUAUAUUAGGUUCACCUGAUGAACUGUUUAUCACUUAUUUCAUGUCAGCCUGCAGAGUUUGCAAUACAGGUGAGAGCACUAUUUGUUGAAAAGGUUUUUGCAUAAAUUCAUUGCAAUUGGGGUUAUUUUGUCAUGAGAGAAAAAGACUUAACAGUAGUUUUAUGUAGACAAAGGAAAUAUUAAAAGCAUUGGGAACUUGAAUGAUGGUAACAAGUUUUCAAUAAAAUUUUGUCUCCAGUCAGUGAAAAAACACUUUAAAGUAUUCAUUGCUUCCUUUGAUUUAUUGCUUCCUUUUUGAUGAAUCAAUUCCUGCAAUGCUGUGAAUACUCAAUUCUUGAAAUUACAAGGAAUGUAAGGUCUGGGAAGAGAAAGAGUACCUGUUAACCACAGCUGUAUGGAUUCAUGUCAUGCUGACUAAAUAUCACAUUUUUUCAUGGAACUGUAAAUAUGAACAGUUGUCUCAUUUCAUUAAAGUGAUGAACUGA